Triticum urartu is the source of this 6392-nucleotide messenger RNA. Lineage: Eukaryota; Viridiplantae; Streptophyta; Magnoliopsida; Poales; Poaceae. The record is from RefSeq and is a predicted model, not a curated record.
AAAGAGAGGAAAAACUAGUAUACCGGAGUAACUCCAAAUCAAAUCCAUCUCCAGCUGCAGCAAAACAAAAACAAAGGGCAGCAGCUGCCGAGCGAGCAAACAACCACCAGCUCACUCGCGCACGCAUCCCAGAUCAGAGAUCCCAUCUCCUCAUGGCCACCGCCGCCACCGCCUCCGCCCCGGCCUCCGCCUCCACCUCCGCCGCCUGCGACGCCCCCUCUGCUUCCUCCUCCUGCCCCGCCGCCGUCUGCCUCGUCCCCUUCAGGUGGUGGGCGGGGGUGCGGGAGGAGGCGGCAGAGGAGGGCGGGGUCCGCUACGCAGCCACGCCGGCGGCCUCACCCUCAUAUUAUGGCCUCAGGCUCCUCCACAGCUUCCUGCACCCGGAUCUCGUGCUGCGCCUCGACCGCGGGGAGUGCCGCGCCAGCGCAACCUCAGGAGGGAGCCGCAGCUACGCACUCGUCCCGGCGGACGAGCUCUCGCGGGCGCUCGCCAGGUCAGUCGGCGUCACUCCGCAUCCUCGUUUACUCCUCGUUUUUGUCUUGUGUAACAACUUGGAUGCAAUAAUGCUCGAGGGUGAGAAUCUAGAAUGGUGGUGCAAUCGCAUGAGCUGGCUUGUUGGUAGAUUCAGCUCUAGUAGUAAUGCGGUGAUAAUGGUAACACGUGAGUCUCAUGUGCUGACUAUUUUGAAUUCCGAUCAAGUGCUUACGCUUUUAACUUAGGGCAUUCAGUUAAUUGGACUUCCUCUUAUUGGUUAAUUCGGUCACAUAAACAAUACUAUGGAUUUUCAGGGUUGAAGCCUAAUUACUCAACCAAAAAAUUGGAAUUUUCUUUUUUUUGUUUCCUUUCAGUAAAUAUUCAUUUUUCAAUAAAUUUACAGUAGAUAAACCACCUACUGUUUCCCUACAAAGCUGAAGCACCUAAUAAACUGAUGUAUUUAGGUUCAGUUUUCCAGGUUGUUAAGUGGCUGAAAUGUAACCCUUUAUUUUUUUCUUAAAGCAAAAACAUUACUUUUUUGUACAUGUACAUAUAGUUGUGCAGUAUGUAUAUAGAAAUUUUCAUAAAUAUAUAGUUUUAUCUGUGGUUUACACAAAAAAACAAAUACAUGGAUCAAACAAAUAUGUUACCUUUUGCCGUUUUAGAGGCAUAGAUUUGUCUGUCUAUGUAGACUACAAAUUAACAUAUUAUUCAAUAGAAGUUAACAGAUACGUAGAAUACAUACACACAAAAGGGCAGCCCGGUGCAUGUACCUCCCGCUUGCGCAUGGCCCGGGUUCGACCACUUUGGGUCCUUUGUACACAGCCUUUCCCUACAUUUCUGCAAGAGGUUGUUUCUGUUAAGCUUCAUGCACUAGGCAAUGCAACCAAAAGUCCGAACUAACCUUAGGCCCUGAUACCAUGUUAAGCUUUAUGCACUAGCCAACGCAACCAUAAGUCCGAAUUGAUGGAAAGGGCUAGGCAAUCCACGUAUACACUUCAACACCCCUCUCAAGUGUGAUGCGGGAAGUCAACACGUGAAUAGACUCAAAAGGUAUGGCUCAAGAGGCCUAUACGUGGACACAAAGAGGGGCAACAACAAUUUUUUGAUAAAUUGCGAAAGCUUGGCCUUGAAAGACCAUAGGCCCUGAUACCAUGUUAAGCUUCAUGCACUAGCCAACACAACCAAAAGUCCGAACUAAUGGAAAGGGCUAGGCAAUCCACAUAUAAACUUCAACAGUUUCCAGGACUCGAACCCGUGACCUCAUGGUCACAAGGCAACAGCUUUACCGUGCUCCCCUUCACACACACACACAUGCACGCCCGCGCGCGCACCCACCCACACGCAUAAGCGCACGCGCACACACACACACAUCCUUGAAAAGUAUCGAUUACCAUUUUCGUAUUUUUGAAAAUAUAGUAGAGCCCGCGAGCCAAAUUGCCGCUCUCUUCGCUAUUAACAUGCCAUGCUUGCUACUCCUGAGGUGCUUGUCUUCCUGGUAGCAUGAAUGUUCAAACUGAGCUAAACAGACUAAGAGCAACUCUAGCAGAUCCCGUAUCCUAAAAUUUCAAAUUCUUCUCCCUGACCCAUUUGCCUAUUUUUUAGGGAAUUCAUUGUUGCGCAGCUAGCAGAUCCCCUAUAAAUUAUUUCCCUAAAAAAAUUUGAACACAAUUUUAUCACACAAAUUCAUUUCAAACACAUGUUUAAACCACUUUGUUCCAUAAUUAACAACAACACUAUAUUCUACCGUACUAGAGUAGUUAAUUUACCUAGUACAUACUACUUCAUCGCCAUUAAACUAGCUAGAUUCAUCAGGACAUAUAGAUAAAUUCUACUUCUAGUCUUCUACUCCUCAUCGGAGGAGGUGUUCAUCACCCCCACACCGGAGGGACCGGCCUCCUCGUCGUUGGCGGCUGGCCAAAUGCAUGCGCUGUCCAAUGACGCGAAGAUCGCGUGGUUGUUGGCGACGAUCUUCGGAUUCGCCAUGAGUGCCUCCACGGUUAAGGCAUUGGCACGCUCUGCGUCAAGUUGCGCCUCGACAUAGCACCAGCGACGCUCCUCCGCCAUCUCAGCAAAGCGGGGGUGCUGCUCAUCCACCUCCUUGGCUAGCGCUCAUCGUUUGGAAGUGGAUGCCGUCGCCCCUGGCCGCCGCACCCACCACCUUGAAGCGGCCACCGGCGAAUCCGGCAGCCAGGUCUACCGCCACCCGCUUCUCCUCCUCUGAGAUCGUGUCUGGAGAGCUCGGAGGCUCACCGGUGGCGAUACGUGCUCGGUGACGCUCGUAUUAACUCUUCUAUUCAUGACCUUGCUCUAAGUCUAGAACUUAAGGUUGCUAACUGUGAUAUGCUGAUGAGUUCGGCGCCCCCUCCAUGCGUAAGUUUGUUUUGGGUUGCUAUUAUAAAAUCCUUUUCUCCCAAGCAUGGAUGCAAUAAACCUUGUGUAGACACUAGAUAGCCAUGUAUAAAUGACGUGCUCUGCAUCCUAUUUGACCUACAUAUUUCAUUUUUAGUAAGUAGCAUAAGUAUGAAGUAUCAUCUGUGUAUUGUCCAAUGGAGCCCGUUGCUCUAUAGGAAAUCUUGUCUGACUACAUUUUUUUUUCACAAAAAGGUGGUGCAGAAUACACAUGGGCUCACCGUAAAACCUUCUGGUCUGCAGUUUUCAUUCAAUCACUGGGAGCAAUUCAUUUUAAAACCUCUUUAUUAAUGAUAGCCCUCUUUGUCAAUUAGGGGCCUUGUUGGCCUCAAUAUGAUCAAUAAUUUUGAUGAGGAUCCUUGAUGUUUUAUGUUUUUUUAGGAACAUAGCUAUUACUCAUCCAUGUUUCUGUAUCCAGGUUCAUGUUUGGGAUUUUUCAUUAUAGAUAGAUAGGGCAAUAUGAAGGGAGCCUUGGCCCAGUGGUAAAGCUUCUGCCUUGUGACCAUGAGGUCAUGGGUUCAAGUCCUGGAAACAGCCUCUUACAGAAAUGAAGGGAAAGGCUGUGUACAAUAGACCCAAAGUGGUUGGACCCUUCCCCGGACCCUGCGCAAGCAGGAGCUACAUGCACUGGGCUGCCCUUUUUUUUAUAGAUAGGACAAUAUCUCCUUAACAGCAUAACUGGAUUGCGAGUCCAUCUUUUUGGGACCAUUCUGCAUCAGGAGAGCAUUUUGUACAUUGGACUUAACCAAUUGAUAUGGAAGUGUCUAAUAUUUCACUUUUCACCUGCUCACCCAAAGUUAGGUUAGCUAGCCCCUGCUCAUAGAUUGAUUUUGGCACGUGCCAUUUCUAUUUGCUCUCAAACCUGGACUCGCCUUCCAUUGAUGACUCUGUAGUUUAUACAUGAUUAGUGGCUCAGUGCGUAGAAUUUCCUCAUAUAUACAUGUCUGUAGCUAAUGCCUACACACUUCCCAUAACUGAGGUGCAAUGCUUGCAUUUGUGUUCCGUACUGUUGUAUUGCUUGUGUCAUACUUCUUAUUCAUGAAGUUAUUUAUAGUUGGAUGCCAAAGAUAACUCUCAUAUUGACCAUGCUAUUAAUUGGCGAAGUAUCCAGUGAAAAUGGCUUUUCAGUGAAAACCUGAAAAUUCCUUCGUUGGCCGUCAGAUCUAUAAUGGACGCCAUGGAUCAAAGGAGGGAUCUCUCGGCAUCCACUUAAACGCCAUUAACAGAUAACCCCUAGGGAUUGCCUUACCCAACUCCGACCUAACUCACCCACGUCCAUGGGCCGUCGGGAACGCCACGACGGCUCCGAGACUCCCCGCAGCGGCCACAACCGUCAGAGACGAGGUCGUGCGCCGCGUCAGAGCUCCCUUUCCUCGGCGGGUAGGGCUCCUGAGGACGCCGCCGGGCGGUGGGGGGAAGACGAGGAUAUCCGCGGUGUCCGAACAGGCAGCUUCGCCGACGACGCAGACCGUGUGACAGGGGAGUGAACUGCGAAGGUGACACGCACGCCGGUCGCACCAACCGUGGGGAUGAAGUAGAGCGGCGCUGUGCUACCAGGGCCACCAAGCUGCUGCGUCGGGUGACGGUAGGUGUGACCUGCAGUAGCCGCGUCCAUUACAGUGGCGUCUGGAUGCGUCGACCUCGAGCGGCAACACGGCGGACGCGGGCUGCCCCCAUGCUACGUAGUUCUCUGAAGAAUUGUACCUCACUUUCCAAUUUCUCUACGAAACAUUCAGCGCAGCCUCUGUUCUCUGAAGAAUUGUAGUACAUGAAAUGUUGAAGCUUGUGCACUGAUAUUUGCUAAUCUGUUAGUGCUGGACCUGUGCAACUCCCCUGUAGUUUUUGAAGAUGUUCGUUCGGUGGUGAUGAACAAAUUGAAAAACCUGAAGCAUCUUGUUGUACACACUGAUUGUUUGGUGGUGAUGAUCAUCAAAUAUGCACUGUACAGUACAUGUACCAUUGCAUGAGCAUCUCAUAGUCUAAUUUGCUAGGACACCUAGCGCUGAUGGGGAUAUGUUUUGUCUGCAGAAAUCGCUGUACGCUUGAGCAGCAAUCUAUUUUUCUAUGUAAUGCGCCAUUAACCUUAGAGUACGAGCUGGUGAACGCUGCCUAGUGAUUGAUCUAUGUCUUCUCUUGCAUAUAUAGCUCUUGUCCGUUGGAUGUGGUGGUCGUAAACUCUGGACAGCUUACCUCUAAAUGGCUAGGAAGAGCCCGUGGCAUGUCAGGGGACAUAGGUUAGCACGAAUAAGGAUUGGCGUAUAGUAAUCUGAAGGUUGAGACGCAACCGGAGGAAGGCGAGCGGCAGCCGACAGAGGCCCUGUCACGGCCGACGGAGCGAAGGGCAUGGCUUGAGUCGCCACCGACGAAGGGUCCGUUGCUACCGGUAGAGGGAACGACAUGGCUCGAGUCGCCACCGGAGGAGGGCCCGACGCUGCUGACGGAGGGCUGGUUGCUACCGGCGGAGGGCAAGGACUAAUGGCCGCCGGAACAAAAUUCUCCAUUGCGGCGUAGAUUGGAACGUGAACCGAUCCCAGGGAUACUCAAGAAAGAUUUUUACUACUUGAUGAUGGAUAAGUUAGGGGGUUAUCUGCUAAUUGUGUUUAAGUGGAUGCUGAGGGAUCCCACCUUUGAUCCGUAGCGUCCAUUAUAGAUCUGAUGGCCCAUGUAAGAAUUUUCAGAUUUUCACUGGAAAUCCGUUUUCACUUGAUACUUCGGCCUAUUAGUUUGACAUAAUCGUGUCAUUUUGUUUGUCUGGGUCGUAUCUACCUAGGGUUCAACUUGUUACUUGACUAACUUCAUCUUGUCAUGCCCUUAGCCCCGAAUUUCAUCUCGGAGUGUGGCUUGAUUACCUAAAAUCAUGGGGACUAUUUUGCAAAAGAGUCACGACGGUGAACCCGGAGACUCAACCCGUGCUUUAUUAUUAGGGAGAGAUAAUCGUGUCAUUUUGUUUGUCUGGGUCGUAUCUACCUAGGGUUCAACUUGUUACUUGACUAACUUCAUCUUGUCAUGCCCUUAGCCCCGAAUUUCAUCUCGGAGUGUGGCUUGAUUACCUAAAAUCAUGGGGACUAUUUUGCAAAAGAGUCACGACGGUGAACCCGGAGACUCAACCCGUGCUUUAUUAUUAGGGAGAGAUAAUCGUGUCAUUUUGUUUGUCUGGGUCGUAUCUACCUAGGGUUCAACUUGUUACUUGACUAACUUCAUCUUGUCAUGCCCUUAGCCCCGAAUUUCAUCUCGGAGUGUGGCUUGAUUACCUAAAAUCAUGGGGACUAUUUUGCAAAAGAGUCACGACGGUGAACCCGGAGACUCAACCCGUGCUUUAUUAUUAGGGAGAGAUAAUCGUGUCAUUUUGUUUGUCUGGGUCGUAUCUACCUAGGGUUCAACUUGUUACUUGACUAACUUCAUCUUGUCAUGCCCUUAGCCCCGAAUUUCAUCUCGGAGUGUGGCUUGAUUACCUAAAAUCAUGGGGACUAUUUUGCAAAAGAGUCACGACGGUGAACCCGGAGACU